AUGGGACCUCAGAAAUCAGUGACUGAGACGUUGUGCUGUGUUUGGGGAGCCACGUCCCUCGUACCGCCAUGUAUGGACAACACAACAAAAAAUGUCCAUAAGGCUCUCCAAGCCAUCGAACAAAUGCAACUGACUGUGAGAGAGCCAGAGCACGGAAGGGCAAGUUUGUCUGCCAUUACAAAAGUACUCGUGGCCCCGUGGGACAUUGGCCGCCCUGCUCAAAGGAUAAAAAAUGUGAAGACCCUGAACAAAUUAAACUCACCACUGACUAGCGCGCAUAUGUAUGUGCUGCAGCCACGUCCGUCACAAUGA
This is a messenger RNA of Prunus armeniaca (apricot), 312 nucleotides long. The record is from the annotation of a GenBank genome assembly. NCBI's taxonomy places the organism in Eukaryota, Viridiplantae, Streptophyta, Magnoliopsida, Rosales, Rosaceae.